Pogonomyrmex barbatus (red harvester ant) is the source of this 1529-nucleotide messenger RNA. RefSeq lists its product as uncharacterized. The record is from RefSeq and is a predicted model, not a curated record. NCBI's taxonomy places the organism in Eukaryota, Metazoa, Arthropoda, Insecta, Hymenoptera, Formicidae.
CUCUGAUUCAUUCCGAACGGGAUAUCACUAGAUAUGCCUAGAGAUAAGACCUUUAUCUCACGAGGGCGUAUUCUCGUAGUAGAAGAUGCGUUGUGAACCCGCUAUCUGGCAGUCACCUGGAUAUGCCUCAUCUUCACACCUGAACUACGGAUCUCAAUUUCAAUGACGAUUCUCGUCUGCAUCUCCCUCAUUCUCUUCUCGCUCGCCGACUACGUCUCUUGUCAGCAGAAUCCGGAGCGCACUGUCGCGUUCAUCGGCGAAAAAUGCGAGAGGGACGUCGAUUGCAUCGAGAAUGCAUUCUGUCGCUGGCAACAAACUUGCCUAUGCGAUCCAUAUUAUUCACCAAGUCUUGAUAAAUCAGUGUGCAUCGCCACUGCUGGCCUAAGUUGUCAAGAUAACACACAGUGUCGAACCAUGGCGAAUGGCGAGUGCAGGCAGAACACAUGCGCUUGCAAAGAUGAUUUCUUCUUAGACAGCAAGAAUUCUUCAAACUGCAUCAGCAGACCUGUUAAAAUUGACGAUCCUUGCCAGGUGUCCACCCUAUGCCAGGAAAGUUUCGAUUUCGCCUUGUGCAUCAAUGAGAAGUGUCAGUGUUUCACGGGAUAUCAUUUCGUGAACCAGACUAGAGUCUGCGUGCAAAGUCGAGCACUAUAUUUUUCUUGCACGCACGACUACGAGUGCUACGAGAGCGGCAGAUCUCCAGACACCAUGGAGUGUAAGAAUCAACAGUGCGUGUGCAAGGAGGGAGAAUCAUGUUCUAAAGGCGCACUGAUGACGACCGCCGAAAUACUCGUGGUAAUCUCGUUCUUUCUACAGCGAAUCGCUUGCUAGCGAAUAUAUAUAAAACAUUCAAUUAUUUUAAUCAAAUUUACAAUGUUGUUGUUACAGUACAGUUGUUGUAGUACAAAUGAUUCAGCUCAUGUAAAUUCAAGUCAUGCAAAUUAUAAUUUCUAAUUUAACAUAAUUCCUUUAUAUAUUAUUUUUAUAUUGCAUUUGUACUUUUAAUAAAUGCCUCUUAAAAUGUUUGAGAGAAAUCGAUAUUUCCCACAAAGUUAGAAUUUAAUUUUCAUAUAUAGUCAAUAUAUUUUCUUUUUCGAAUAUUCUAUUGAAUAAUGUUUUCCAAUCACUAUAUACAUUAUUUAAACAUGACAACAUUAUUUAAAUAUGAUAAACGUUAAGUACUAAUUACUGCCUACAAAGUUUUGUGACUAUUAUUGAAAUAAAGAGUGUCGGCAUGUCGAAUUUGAAGAGAAAUUUAUAGAGAAAAUUGAAAUUAAAAGUAACAGAAGCAAGUUGUAACACCUAUAUAAAAAAAAACAAUGUUAUAAACAAAAUAUAAAAAUGUAAAGAAGAGAUAAAGGUUUAUAAUGGUGCUGACUUAUAUAAACUUUUAUUUUUUUCUUUAUCUCUUCUAUUUCUUCUUUUAUCUUUUCCUGUUUUCCGAGAAUAUUAUCGAGCGCACUCGAAUCAUGCGUUAUAUCUUUCUUAUUUCACAUGGAAAUUUGAAAAUAAAGAAACGUAUGCUCUUA